CGUGUCAGUUGCGUUGCUGUCUAUACAGGGUCGAAAAAGGCUUCGGAUUUCAUCAAAAAUAACUUAAUUUGUGUUCCGAAGAUGAACGAAGAUCUCACGGGUUUGGAACGACAUGAGGGUCGAUUUACUAAGAGGGUGUGUAACUCCGAGAGUUCAUAAUGUUAGGCUGUAAGUCAGACUGAAAAAGCAAAGCACCAGACGAAACGGGGCGAACUGACGGACUGACGCGCACUAAAGCAUGAGGAGCAGCAGCCAGUGUGAACGCGGAGCAGCUCAGAGCGCGAUGAGCCCAGCACACAACUCAGCCCUGAUGCUCGCUGUCCUCUUCAUCUCCUUCAUACCCAUCACCACAAGUGCUCCAGUGCUCUUGAAUCCAUCUUCAAUAGAGCAUGAGCAGUUACUAUCCCAGAUAACUGAUCUGUGCUCAUUCUACCUCUCCGCAGAACCAUCCUUUAGAACAUCUGAUGUCCUGGAGGACCUGUGUUUCCUAAUGCUGGGAUCACUGCAAAAAUCGCAGGAGAUCACAGCUCGAGAGACCAGCAAAAGGUUUUUAUUUCAUUACACUAAACCGAAUGGUGCAGGAUUGUCAGAUGGGACGUCUACUGUGUUGCACCCUCUUCUGGAGCUCAUACCCCAGCUUGCCAGAAGAAGAAGCAGGAGAAUGAAAUUAAAUGUAUGUAUCCUGCAUGCUUACCUUCAUUCAGACUACAUUAGCGCUGAGGACCUUCAGGGGCCCGGACGGAUCCAGAGCAGAGGGUACUUCCUUUAUCGGCCACGAAAUGGAAGAAGAUCUGAUGAGUAUGUGUAAAACGAAGAAUUAAACAAUCAGCAGCACCAGACCCCGUCCCGCUGGUGUGCUGAUCCAGAGCCAGUCAACCUUGAAACGUCACGUCACUCGUUCUAGAAAACACCCCUCUAUUGAUAUGUGAUGUUGAAUGUACAGACAGAAUCCAAAUAAAGUCUUUUAUCUGUUCAAACGUUCCUGUUUGUGUAACUGUGCCGUGUCUUUUGAAUUAAAAGCAUUCUAAAAUGUUUCUUCAUUGUGGCAGUGUAUGUGUUCUACUGUAUAUCUACCUUAUGUUACCAAAGA
Labeo rohita (rohu) is the source of this 1090-nucleotide messenger RNA. It is a transcript of the gene nmu, whose product is annotated as neuromedin U. The record is from RefSeq and is a predicted model, not a curated record. Gene Ontology annotation, molecular function: neuromedin U receptor binding. Lineage: Eukaryota; Metazoa; Chordata; Actinopteri; Cypriniformes; Cyprinidae. The coding region runs from base 239 to 808 and encodes 189 amino acids. The transcript has 11 exons. Gene Ontology annotation, biological process: regulation of smooth muscle contraction.